AUGCACAACAUUUUUCUGGGAAUACUCAAAUAUCACGGUCAAUCACUCCUUGGAUUGCAUCUACCUCAAGAAAAGAAAUUUUCCAAGAAGGCACAGUCGAAACCUUCCAGCCCACAACCAUCCGAAGAUUAUAACCACGACCUUGACUUAGAGGAGCUUCAAAUUGAACUUGCGGAUAUCUUGUCCUCCGAAUAUCUUGAGGACCUUACUACUUGUGCGGAGUUGACGAGGGACACUCAUGAAAUUGAAAAUGCGGAUGUGAUUCCAGAUUCGGCUUCUGAUAUGGAUUAUUGUCCAGACGGAGUGGAUUCUAACGAUUACGAGUCUGGUGAUGAAGGGGAGGAAAACAGCGAGGUUGAGGACAGCGAUGAGGAUGAAGAUGCUAUUGGUCACCCUAGCAUGCUACUUAGAGACUCCAACAACAUGGAAUUGCUCCGUUCAGUAAUCGAUGGCAUUUAUUUACCUUCUUGGGUUGGAAGAGUUCCCCGAACAGUGGGUCAAGUUUGUGGGGGGAAGCUCAAAGCCGAUGAGUGGAUUGUCCUCUUUACCAUCAUUUUGGUGCCAACACUGGGAAUCAUUUGCACAUCCAAGGAUUGUUCGGGAUCUUUGGAAAUUCUACACAAUUUCCUUCAUUUAGUCAGUUCCGUCAACAUCAUCCGCCAGAGGCAAGUUCACACAUCAGAUGCCAAUCGGUUGCGAGGACAUAUUCAAAAAUAUCUAGCGGAAGUUUCGAGGUUGUUCCCCACUUUCAAGGCUAGACCCAAUCAUCAUUUUGCCAUCCAUAUCCCAGAGUGCAUUGCCCGCUUUGGAUCUGCCCCUUGGUGGACUGGUUGGGCAUAUGAGCGACUUAAUGGUGCUCUACGAGCUGCAAAUUCAAACAGACAAUUACGAGCCAUGGAUCUUACAUGCCUCAAGAAGUAUGUUAUGUCUUCAAACCUGAGGGCAGCUCUCCCCCAAUUAUGCGAAACACUUCCUGACGAAUAUGCAAAGCCAUUGCUCAAUACUUUGAGGAAUACAAACAGUUCUGGAACUCAUUCCCAGGCGAUGCUCAAUCCUGAAAAUUCUAUCGAACUUAUAUGGCGAGGAGAUGAAUUAGAAAAGCUUCCCCCCGGCUCACUAUCAAGGCUUAUCGAACGUCUUCGUGUGGAGGAAUAUCCAAUACAUCAAGCCAAAUCGUUGCGCACAAGAAAAGUGUCCCCCGAGGAAGUGAUCAUACCUCCUUGGGCUUAUUUCCUUAACAAUUUCGAAUAUCAGAACAGAAAAUACUGUACUAGAUCAACUCAUAUUGGAAACAGCUCGAUAUCAUACUACCGUCAUGGCUCAAGCCUCAGAUAA
Molecule: messenger RNA, 1335 nt
Organism: Puccinia graminis f. sp. tritici CRL 75-36-700-3
Lineage: Eukaryota; Fungi; Basidiomycota; Pucciniomycetes; Pucciniales; Pucciniaceae
Exons: 2
Coding region: 1-1335 (444 amino acids)
Source: RefSeq, a predicted model, not a curated record